ACGUCGGUGUAUUUUGUCCGUGUACUCGACUGUACUUUUUGUUUACAAAAUGGCAGACUUCAGAACUUCUACUCUCGAUUAUUUCCCAGAGAACAUUUUAAUUGAUAUUUUAUCAUAUUUAGGUGUGCGAGAGCUCAUCAGAACUGGAAGGGUGUGUAAGAGAUGGAGACGCCUUGUAAAAGACCAACGUCUAUGGCGAGCUGUUGAUCUAACUGCAUGGAAAGGGGUGACGUCGCGCAUGCUGUGGGUUCUACUGCGCCAGUAUCUGGGCACUGGGCUCCGAUGCCUGCUGCUGCGUGGCUUGCUGCUCUCUGCUAGAGGCGGGGCAUUUCUCUCAGAGUCCUGGCUUAAGGCUUUGUCCUCCACGUGCCCCCGUCUGCGCAGUCUUUCCCUGCUGCAUGCAGACCUGAGAGGCUUGCGUAGUUGCCAGCUCCUGCCCACAACGCUGCAGGUCCUAGAGUUGCGUGGCUGUGAGCUGCCACAGAGCUUUUUCACCCAGACCCCACCCAGUCCUGAGAAACAAGCUGGAGCUGCGUCAACUGCUUCUACUCAGCAACAUGGACGCGGUCAGACUGGGAAAGUGCCUGCCUCCACAUCAGGAUUUGCCAUUGAGACGAUGGUCCUUGAUAAUGUGCCCUCCUUCACAGACCUGCACCUGCAGAGUCUGGCUUCUUGGUUGGGACAGUGACUGGUUACACAUGCAAUGAACUGUCUCACAGGAAAUGUAAUGUUUCAAUUCAACCCCUCGACCAGGGCUCUUCAGCUCUUAAAGGCACUGCAUGGUCAAUCCAAUGUCUGCAGUGACCAUAUAGCAUUUACUGCGAUUCGGCCUCUGCAUGCCUCCGGAGGCUGCCUUGAGAAGAAAUUCAAUGAAUAUAUUGCAACUCUGGGGGGUUUCAGUAGGCUAGAAGUAGCCCACUAGUUUUGCUCACUGGCCCCCUGAAGUCUAGGAAAAAUACUCUGUGAUUCCCCAAAGCAUUAUGUUGCCUGUAUUCAUUAAGAUAUGAGAAAGUACAAAUGGGAACUGUUUUAACCUUUUUCCACCAAGAAACUAACACGAAUGUGUUCUAAACUGACUUGCCAGUUAAAUUAAAUAAAUUGCAAAGUAGAACAUACCUCAAUAGAUCAUGAAUAAACAAAUAUCCAGGAAAUAGGA
Messenger RNA from Oncorhynchus tshawytscha (Chinook salmon), 1156 nucleotides. RefSeq names its product F-box/LRR-repeat protein 12. Gene Ontology annotation, biological process: SCF-dependent proteasomal ubiquitin-dependent protein catabolic process. The record is from RefSeq and is a predicted model, not a curated record. Bases 50 to 688 code for a protein of 212 amino acids. Gene Ontology annotation, molecular function: protein binding. The transcript is spliced from 3 exons. Gene Ontology annotation, cellular component: SCF ubiquitin ligase complex. NCBI's taxonomy places the organism in Eukaryota, Metazoa, Chordata, Actinopteri, Salmoniformes, Salmonidae.